Messenger RNA from Ornithorhynchus anatinus (platypus), 5783 nucleotides. It is a transcript of the gene IRS4, whose product is annotated as insulin receptor substrate 4. Lineage: Eukaryota; Metazoa; Chordata; Mammalia; Monotremata; Ornithorhynchidae. Gene Ontology annotation, cellular component: cytosol; plasma membrane. Gene Ontology annotation, molecular function: phosphatidylinositol 3-kinase binding; insulin receptor binding. The transcript is spliced from 2 exons. The record is from RefSeq and is a predicted model, not a curated record. Bases 32 to 3298 code for a protein of 1088 amino acids. Gene Ontology annotation, biological process: insulin receptor signaling pathway.
GGCGCUCCCCCUGCCCCCCGCUGGCCGCCUCAUGGCCAGCUCCCCGGGGCCCGGGCCCGGGCCCGACAUGGGGGCCGGCGACGAGGACGGCGCGGGGGAGCCGGGCCCCGCGGCGGGCGACGACGUGCGCAAGUGCGGCUACCUGCGGAAGCAGAAGCACGGCCACAAGCGCUACUUCGUGCUGCGGGCGGCCAGCCGCCUGGCCCCGGCGCGGCUGGAGUACUACGACAGCGAGAAGAAGUUCCGCAGCGGGCUCCGGGCCGCCGCCGCCGCCUCCUCCGGGCCGGCCUCCGGGCCGCCGCCGCCGCCGCCCAAGAGGGUCAUCCCCCUGUACCAGUGCUUCACCGUCAGCCGCCGGGCCGACGCCAAGCACCGCCACCUCAUCGCGCUCUACACCAAAGACGACUACUUCGCCAUGGUGGCCGACAGCGAGCAGGAGCAGGACAGCUGGUUCCGCGCCCUGAGCCGCCUCAUGGGCCCGGCCGAGGCCCAGCCCCGGGACCGGCCGCCCACGCCGCCCCCGCAGCCCCCCGCGGGGGGCGACGACGAGGACGACGCCCCCGGCUUCAAGGAGGUGUGGCAGGUGCAGGUGAAGCCCAAGGGCCUGGGCCACAGCAAGAACCUGAGCGGCGUCUACCGGCUGUGCCUGUCCAGCAAGGCCGUGCAGCUGGUCAAGCCCAACGCCCAGGCCCCCUGCGUGCAGCUGCAGCUGCUGAGCGUGCGGCGCUGCGGUCACUCGGAGCACUUCUUCUUCCUGGAGGUGGGCCGCUCCGCCGCCAUCGGGCCCGGCGAGCUGUGGAUGCAGGUGGACGACUCGGUGGUGGCCCAGAACAUGCACGAGACCUUCCUGGAGACCAUGAAGGCCCUCAAGGCCUUCGCCGAGUUCCGCCCCCGCAGCAAGAGCCAGUCGUCGGGCACCAACCCCAUCUCCUUCCUGUCGGCGCGGCGCCACCUGGGGCACCCGCCCCCGAGCCAGGCGGGCCUGCCCAGGAGGCCGAGGACCGACGGCGGGCCGGCCGGCACGCCGCCCAACGCCGCCAAGGGCGGGGCCUACCGCUUCCGCACCUCCAGCGAGGGCGAGGGGACCAUGGCCCGGCCCUUCCGCUCCGUCGCCGGCGGCCUCGUGCACCUCAACGCCGCCCGGACGGGCGGCGGCCGCCCCGACGGGGCCCGGGCGGCCCGGGCGGGCCCCGGCGGCCCGCAGCACGCCCGCUCCGCCUCGCUGCCCGCCGCCCACCUCCCGGCCCCCGCCAGCCCCGUCGGCGUCUCCCCGGGCCCGGGCUCCCCGGCCGACGGCGGCCCGGCCUCGUCCGACGAGUACGGGUCCAGCCCCGGCGACCCGCGCUACCUGCGCGUGCGCAGCGGCACCCCGGACUCGCUGGCCGGCACCCCGCCCAUCCGCGAGGAGCCGGGCCUCGGCCACUACAUGGCCAUGGGCCCCCGGCCGGCCCCGCGGCCCGGCCCCGGCCCCGGCGGGGAGGAGCGGGACCACCACCACCCCCCGCGCCACCCUCCCGGGGACCACCGGCCACCGCCGCCGCAGCAGGAGCCCGAGCCCGACGGGGGCUUCGAGGCCGACAAGGGCCUGCGGAAGAGGACGUACUCGCUGACCCGGGCCCGGACCGGCCCGCCGGCCGCCCCCGACGACGGCCCCGACCCGCCCCGGCCCCGGGGCGGCCCCGGCCCCGAGGACCCCCGGCCCGCCGGCCCGGCCCAGGGCCGCGCCCGGGCCCGGGAGGAGGGCUACAUGCCCAUGAUGCCCGGGGUGGCCGCCGCCCCGACGGCGCCGCCGGCCGGCCACGGCGACUACCUGCCCAUGGCGCCCCGGGGCGCCCCCGUGCCCGCCCCCCGAGCCUGGGGCGGCCCCUGGUCCCCGUCGUCGUCGCCCUCCUCCUCCUCCUCCUCCUCCUCGCAGGCGGACUCGCGGGGCUACGUGAUGAUGUACCCCCGGGCCGGCUCGUCGCCCCUCCGCAGCCCUCUGACGGGGCCCCCGCCCCGCGGGCCCGGCGACAAGGGGCGCGGCGGCGGCGAGUACAUGGACAUGUCCCCCGGGGGCCCCGCCGCCCCCCGGCCCUUGCCCAACGGGUUUGGCGGCCAAGCCCACGCCCUCUCCAGGGCCCUCAGUGCCUACUUCUCCCUGCCGAGGAGCUUCAAGGCCCUGUCGGGGCAGGGUGACCACAGCGAGUACGUCCCGAUGGCCUCCCCCGGGAGGCUGCUGGGCAGGGGGGGCCCCGCGGCCCCACCGAGCCCCCCGGAGGAGGAGGAGGAGGGGCCGGGCCCGGGCCGGGCCGCCAGGCCCACGAGGCUCCCCCUGGGCCCCGGGGGAGGCCACGGCGGCGUCCCGAGCGCGUACGGGCGGGCCACCCCGCCGGAGCCGGCCAGCCCCGGGGACUACAUCAACAUCGACUCCGGCGACAAGGCCAGCCCCACGCCCUACUCCCUUUCGGCCGAGGGGUCCCCGUCGUCGCUGGGCUCCAGCGGGGACACCGGCCGGUCGCCCCUCUCCGACUACAUGAGCGUGGACCUCGACGCCCAGUCCCCCAAGGGGGCCGGGGGGCUCGCCGGCUCCCCGGCCGACGGGCCGCCCUACGGCGGGGGCCCCCGCCCGGCGGCCGACCCCGCCCGGCCGGCGCCGGGGACCACGUGCGGCGGCGGCGGCGGCGGGACCGACGACUACACCGAGAUGACGUUCGGCCCGGCCGGGACGCCGCCCCCGCCUCUGGGGCCCCGGGCCAACGGCGCCCUAAGGGGCGACGGUCCCCCCUCCGCCGGCGACCGGUACCCCGGGGCCGCCGCUUUCCCCCUCCCCGGGCCCCGCCCCGAACCCCCCGUGGGACCCAAGGUGAUCCGGGCCGACCCCCAGGGCCGGAGGCGUCACAGUUCGGAAACCUUCUCCUCCACCGUGGGGACCGGGGCCCCUUCGGCCUCCUCCUCCUCCUCCUCCUCCUCCUCCUCGUUCUUCGCCGACGGCAGCAAGAGACACAGCUCGGCCUCCUUUGACAACGUCUGGCCGAAGCCGGAGGGGGGCCUGGCCGACGGGCCAGAGGGCAAGAUGUCCAGGGACACCUCCACCGGCUUUCAGAACGGUUUAAACUACAUCGCUCUGAACCUGCGGGAGGACUCCCUCAACAGCGAGGCCGGCAGCCCCGCCGCCGCCCCCGCCCCCGCCCCCGCCCCCGCCGCCCCGACCUGCCAUCCUCUCCAAAACGGGACCGCCGCUCCGGACGGCGGAGCUUACGUGAGCAUAGACUUCUCCAGAUCGGACGGCUUGAAGUGUAAUUCCGCAAGAAAAGACUGACAUUACCAAGGAAACUGUUUUUAGAAGAACACGAGGGUUGUGGAUUUUUCUGCUGGUCUCUCCCGGAUUUUGGAAAGCACAGAGGUUUACAAUAGCUGCUUUGGCCUCCACCAGCACAGACAUGGACACCCACAAUUGAACGAAUUCUGUUCAUACAGAUCAGCCUGAACUGCUGCCUAUAAUGGAGUUAUUUUGGAAUUAUGGAUUGUCACAACUCUGCUUCGGUGAUGGAUUUCCCUCUUCCCAGCUCCGCUCUCCCCUGCCUCCCCCAACCUAUCUGUAUGGGUGUAAACCUCAAAGUCAAAAGGCAGAUUGUCACUUCCUCCUUUUUCCCCUUUCCCCUCAAAAAUGUUUUUCAUCUAUAUACACACAAACUAUAUAUAUAUAUAUAUUCACACACAUAUAAAUAUAUCUAUAUACAUAUAUAUGCACAUAUACAUAUAUGUUUAUAUAGAUAUUUAUAUACGUGUGUGUGUGUACACAUCCAAAGGUGACUGACAGUAUAUUUAAUACAUGGAUUUGCUUAUCUGGUAUGAUACUAAAUGCCUAGUAGCUUUAACACGUAAAGUUUAGAAAUGAUUUGGAAGUUUAAAAUCUUUUGGGCGGGGGGAGGGAUGGUGAGGGGAGAACUAUGUAAUAGAACGUAAAUCUAUGAUCUAGAAUCUUCUCUUUCUUAAUGGUACAGGAGAUAAUGGUACAGAAGCUUAUUUCUUGAUCAUAGAUCUCAUGUUUGUAAAUCACCUUCACUGGUAUCAAGCCUAUUGAUCAGCGUGUUCCCCAAUUAAAAUGGCAGGAAGAGAGAGAGAACCGAUGAUUGCAAGUAUUUUCCCCCCUUUUUAGCUACAGACACAAAAUGAGUUGGAAUUUCUGUCUAUGCAUUUCAAAUGGGAAAAUUCAGACCGGUUGGGUAGCAUCUGUCUUCAUUUAGUCCCCCCACACUCCCUCCCCGCUUUCCCAGAACCAGGUCGUUCUGUCUUUUUAACCAAAGUCUCUUUUUCAUAUUGGACCAAGUUUUGCAGAAGGGAAAACGGUAGAGGCUUGGCUCAGUUUAUCGUGUGUCUAAAGGAAAAAGCUUCCCACAGUCACGGCUUAGUCUGGAAAGCGAAAUCUAUAGAAAUCAGAGUGAACCACAGUACUUUUGCAGGGUUUUGGUGGAUGUCCGAUUCGGAGCGUCUGUUAAUGCUGACCUUUUGGACAGUGUGACAUGGGUUAUGGGUACACAUAAUAUAUGGGUCUUAAGGCCCUGAAAAUAAAUAGAGGGUCUGGGUUGUGGCCCUCACAGCUUAAAGAUGCCGGCCACCCCCUGACCUCCCCACCAAAUAUCAGGCAAAGGCGAGGUUCAGACCGCCUCGCCUCUGAUGGACAACUGGUUCAAGAGUCUACUUUUUAGAACAACUUAUCCACCCGGUUUGGAUGUGCGGUGACUUGUACUUAAAUCUGUUUUUUGCAGUUUUAUGGAAUACAUGGUACUAAAACGAUCAAUUGAAUUUUCAGGAAGGACGUACCCGAUACCAACCUCUUUGCCGUUCUCGACACUUGAGGCGGGGAGGAUGGGAGGGGAUUGGGGGUGAGGGGGCCCGGAGAUGCAUUUCCACUUCUCUCGGGGGUAGGGGGAAUAUGGUGGUACAGUGACGAGUUGCUGCUGGAGCUCAGACUCCCUCGACCAGUUGAAAAAAAGAAAACAAAAAUCUCACCGCUUCUACCGAUCAUGAUCUCACCACGCAAUACAGCUCCUAUUGGCUCUCUAAUGAUGCAAUAUUUUAGACAGCCUUUUUUUUUUUCAAGCUCUGCAACUUUUUAAGAGUAAUUUCAGUAAUGACAGAAGUUAAAACAUCUCUGAUGGUGAAAAGAAAAGGUUGUUUGGGUAAAAAAAAAAAUGAAUUAAAUGUUACAUUACUUUAUUUACCUAUUAGGUCCUGAGGCUGCCAAUGUACCGUGUACAGCACUGACAACACAUGCUGAAUAAAUGGGUAACCUCAAACACGGUAGUACAGAUAUUAACAGGUACGGCAUUAUGAAUAUGCAAUCUUUUUGAAUCUUUUCUUAGUUUACAAACAACUAAUUUAUUCAGUAUUGUGCUGGAAGCAUAUUUUCGGGAAUAUGUAAAAACAUAUCAGUAGGUAUAUUACCUUCCAGCUACCAGUUUACGCUGCUGUAUAGUACAGAAAUACCAAUGACGGAACAAUGUUGUGACCUGUAAAUUUAAUUUGAUAUGGGGACAUAGUAAUUUCGUCUGUAAAAACGAAAACAUAUAUGGUUGGAACUGUUCAUUAUAUUUGCUAUUUCUGCUUCACAGAUCUGUUUAAAAGUUGAGCUGAUUUUUCUGGCUUUGUCUUCCAUUGUAAAUAUUGUUACAUUGUUUUCUUUGUAAACACAUCGCGCAUUUGCGGUUUGGGGAGACUGGCUUGGAGCUCUGUAUAGUGUUUCUAUUUAUCUGACUUGGCUUUCCCUAGAGCUACUUGCAGUAAAGACGUUGUUCAUGUAA